AAGGAUAAUAUUAUUAUCUUAUCAUCGUCUUCAGAAUGGUGAAAUUUCGAAUUGGAAUCGUAUGUUUUUUAAUUUUUCUACUUUUUGAUUGUUACAAUGCUACUGUUUCCAAAAGUAAGAAUGAAAAGAAAAGUGCAAAAAAGAUUGUUUAAUAUUGCUGGUUUGUUGUGCCGGACAGAGGAUGUAUUUAGAAAUGCUGAGCAGCCAUGCUGUUAUUAGAAUAUUUCAGUAGCCAACGUUCAAACUCUCGUUUGAACAAUAAGUUGACCAGUGUAAAUGUGGAUUUUCAAUCUAUUCUGGAUGAAUAUAAAAGCUACAGUUUUACCGCUUCAUUAGUAAGGCAUUUCGAAUAUGAUGUUUUGGGAUAUGUUACACCAUGGAACAAUCAUGGUUAUAACAUUGCUAAACUGUAUGCUGCAAAAUUCUCAAUGGUAUCUCCUGUUUGGUUACAAAUUAAGCCAAAAAAUGAAAAGGGUGGAUUUAUGUUCCAAGGUCUUCAAGAUAUUGAUAGAGAUUGGGUAGCUUCAGUGAAACUUCUGAAUCCAUAUGUUAGAUUUGUCCCUAGAAUCAUAUUAGAGCAUUGGACAUAUCCUACUUUAAAGAAAUUUCUGACUGAAAAAAUAGCUGAUCUCACCACUGAACUUGUCCUUUUAUCUAAGGAUAAUCAGUUUGAUGGUUAUGUCUUUGAAAUUUGGGGUCUUUUAGGUGGAAAAAUGAAAGCGGAGCUAACCCAAUUCAUUAUAACCAUGUCAAAAGAAUUGCGAAAGCACAACUUGAUUCUGAUUCUAGUGAUUCCUCCACCAACUCAUUUUGGGGAAGAGGGUACUAUGUUUCACCGUCAAGACUUUGAUAAACUGUCAAAACACGUGACUGCUUUUAGCCUCAUGACUUACGAUUUUUCUAAUCCUGAAAGGCCAGGUCCAAACAGUCCUGUCCCAUGGCUUCGUCAUUGUGUAGAAGCUCUUGUACCGGAGAGUUAUAGUACAGAUAGACAAAAACUGUUGCUUGGUCUGAACUUUUAUGGCUAUGUGUACUGGAAGUUUGGCGGAAAACCUAUUGUCGGGCAUGAGUAUCUUUCUAUCCUAAAACAACACAAACCUAAAUUUGAGUUCGACGAUUUUAAUGGAGAACAUUCGUUCACUUAUAGGACUGAGGAGAAUGGAUUUGAGAAAGAAUAUGAAGUGUAUUAUCCUACUCUUUAUUCCAUAAAGCUCCGCAUUGAACUAGCAAGAGAAUUAAGAACCGGAAUAGCUAUAUGGGAGACAGGACAAGGCCUAAAUUACUUCUACGACUUAUUGUGAUUGUUUUUUAUUUCUUGAAACGGAUAUAACUGUUUUAAAAACAGAAAUAUCGUUUUAUUUAUACAUGUCAAAUAAUACUAUUGUGUUGAAAACCAAUUAUUUCGAAGACCCUUAAGUUUAUAAUUUUUUGGUAAUCGUAUAGAGCUGCUUACAUGCCAAAUAUAUUGACUCUCAAAAUAAAAAGUGGGGAGUGUUUAUUAAUUAUUAUUUAUUUAUAGAAAUUCAAACUAUGAAUUUAAUAUUUUAAAUUAUUUAUAUUUAAAAAUUCGCCUUUUGGAUUGAAAUAAAUAUUGUAGAUUAUAUUGCUGCAGAUCUAGACUGUGUUUAAGGAUGAGUAAAAACAUAUGAGAGAAUAUAUGUAGUGUUGUAAUUCAUCCGAUUAUGAACAUUUCAUGAGAAAGAGGAUGGAAUUUUUGGCUUAUGAAAGAGAAAAUUACAAAAUAAAAUUAUGAUUUUAGCUUCAAAUAGUUUUUAUUACAGCAAAACUUACUCAUUGACUUUUUUUACUUCCCAAUUUUUAAAAAUCGUGUAUUUAUUGUUCGUUCAUUAUUUAAAUUCAUUAUUACUAGUUUACUUAGAUUCGCCGAUUAGCAACAGGAAUAAUUCCUCAAAGUCAGUUGUUAUUUAAGUUUUGUCAAGAUGGUUUGUUCUGAAGUUUUUAUAAUAGUCUUAUUAUAAAAACUAGGGAUAUAAUAUUUAUGGAAUGAAUUUCAAUGGGUCCAUCAUGUUUAUCUUUAACAGAUCGAGAGCAUCAAAUGGGUGAAGUAAGCAACUAUUUAAAAGUUUGAGACCUCCAGUUUUAUUUAUAGUAAUUAAAUUUUGUACUUCCCUUUUAUUUACUAGGGUCAUAUACUCGUACUUAUUCAAAUUGAAAUCAAGUACCUUGUAACUUUCAGAUAAUUUAUUCUUAUAAUUUUUUCAUGUUUCCAAAAAUGCAUGCAAAUCAAUGUGGUUCAGUUUUUUUACAAUUGAGUGAAUUGACUUGUAGGCCAAGAAUUCUGAAAAAUUUUCCCUUGCUGUUUUAAAGCAAAUAAAGAUAAAUUGAAACAAUAGUUCAAAGAACAUAUCCAUUUGUUAUUUAAAAACUGUUUACAAAAGUUAAAAUUAGUAAAAAUGUCUUGUAUUUGAUGAGAAAGGGACAGCCUUGAGUUUUUGCAUCAUCUAAGAACUCCUAUGAAACUUUAUCCGACCCAGCUGUUUCCUCUUAUUAUAUUUCCACCUAUAAGAUUUAACAGAUGGUGAUCUACAUUAUUCUGAAACAGAGUUUACUUACAUAAAUAAGAUCCAAUUUUGAAUCUUCGUUAAAAUUGCAUUCAUUAUCAUAUGACAUAGGGUUUGAACUUUUCUUAAUUUUUAUAUAUUACAUUUUAAAUCAAUUAUGACUUCUAUAUUAUUAUGACUUCUAUUUAUUAGUUAUAAAUUUUCUAAAAAUUUCAUUGUGAAAAGCAUAAUUUAUAUGAAUCUGUGCCCUUUCUUUAUCAGAUUUGAAUCAAACGUAUGUUGAAACUUUUUUUUCCCCUGUAAGUGACUUGAUUCCAACAGUACAUAGGGGUGUCUCUAAAUAACACCUAAAUGAGUAUUAUAAUUAUCAACCAUCAAAAUUUAUUUUCUCCCUCAAGUACAAUUUCAUAACAUAUUCAUAUUUUUGUUUUCAAAAAUGACUGACUUUGAAAUUGUUUGUUCAUAGUUCUAUAGGAUUCUACAAGACUGGAUUAAGUCCUGUAGAUUCCUAUAGGCAAUCCAGGUUUUGGACUCUCUUGCCUUCCUCCUUUUCGAACUUAAAAAAAAAAGAAAGAUAUGUUUAUUUUAUUUUAGUUUCAUCUCUUUAUAAAAUGCUUUUAAAUAACAAAUAUAACAAACUGAAAUUUAAAAAUAAAUAAAUAUUUGUUGCCUUCAAGAGAGUUGGUUUCAGUUUCUUGUUUACGGAAAAUUGAAGUUUAAAUUCAAACAGAAUUAAGAAAAAUGGCAAGAAAUUACAAUUUUUUAAUACAAUUUAAAUGCUCUAAUGUAAACAAGGUUGUUUACUUAUGAUUCAAUCUGCCACUUUCAAAAUUUUCAAGAAAUUCUAAACGAUAUGAAAUGUAAGCAAUAAUUGAUUUUAAUUUGAAUAAAUUCGAGCCCACUGCUGUUGUAAAUCAAAUGAACGGACAUUAUUAUACUUAAAAAAAUGUAAAAUAACAAGCAACAUGAAAAAUGAGGCCCCACACUUGGCAUUUGCCUAUUUAAUUAUUUGACCAUGCUUGCAAAUAUUUAUUUUUAAUGCUGUUUUACUGCAGCUAAUAAUUAUGUUCCUUUAUUUAAGGCACAAUCAUAUUAAAUGGUUAUCUGUUAUUAUAUUUUUGCAUUCAGAUGUAAAUAAACAAAAAAAUUCCAUCAGUAUAAAAUGACAUUUUUACUGUAACUUUCUCUCCAAUGAGGAGUCUAAUUGUACUUAUUUCCAUGAAAUGACUUUGUAGAUUCAGCAUCUGAUUUUUUAUUAUUUAGUUGCAUUAAAACUUAUUACAAAUAAUCAGUAGGAAGAAAAAUGAAAGAUCUAUCAAUUACUUUGACACUUAAACAUAAAGGACGAUUGAUUAAGGAGUUCAUAGAUUUGGCAGUUGAGUAGAUGAAUUGCAGAAUUUGAAUUGGCUUCAAAGUUCUAAAUAACUUUUCAUAUGAUGCAUUUUUAAUGCAAUUUUAAUGUAUUGUAUGUAUUUCCACUUUUAAUAAUAAAAGUGAAGUUGAUGUGAA
This is a messenger RNA of Argiope bruennichi, 4031 nucleotides long. RefSeq names its product chitinase domain-containing protein 1-like. Lineage: Eukaryota; Metazoa; Arthropoda; Arachnida; Araneae; Araneidae. Gene Ontology annotation, biological process: carbohydrate metabolic process. The coding region runs from base 207 to 1301 and encodes 364 amino acids. The record is from RefSeq and is a predicted model, not a curated record. Gene Ontology annotation, molecular function: chitin binding; oligosaccharide binding. Gene Ontology annotation, cellular component: extracellular region. The transcript has 11 exons.